Molecule: messenger RNA, 2325 nt
Organism: Uranotaenia lowii
Lineage: Eukaryota; Metazoa; Arthropoda; Insecta; Diptera; Culicidae
Product: cytochrome P450 9e2-like
Exons: 2
Coding region: 55-1659 (534 amino acids)
Molecular function (GO): oxidoreductase activity, acting on paired donors, with incorporation or reduction of molecular oxygen; monooxygenase activity; heme binding
Source: RefSeq, a predicted model, not a curated record
UUCAAGCGUGUCGGUCGACUCGACACGCGACGCAACACACGCGGUCGCUGAAUAAUGGAGGCGUCAUUUCUAUCGGUGACGCUUGGCGUCGUCAUCGUUGCUGUGCUGGGUCUAAUUUAUCGUUGGCUCACCAAAGAUAGAAACUUUUUCCUCGAAAAAUCGAUUCCGUCGAUGGACUGUAAACCUCUGCUGGGGAGCCUCGGUCCGUUGAUUUUGAAACGGGUCACAUUCUACGAAUUCGUGCAGCAAAUAUACGACAAAUUUUCGGAUGCUAAGGUUUUCGGGCUGUUUUUCACGAUGUCCCGCACGUUUGUCAUUCGAGAUCCGGAGCUGAUCAAGCAGAUAGCGGUGAAGGAUUUCGAAUACUUCACCGAUCGGAGAACGCUCUUUGGCGAUGAAAACAACGACAACCCUAAUCUGCUGUUUGCAAAAGCUCUGGGCAAUUUGAAGGGUCAAAAGUGGAGGAAUAUGCGUGCCACAUUGAGUCCCGCCUUUACCGGAAGUAGAAUGAGACAGAUGUUCUGCUUGAUGGAACGAUACGCCGAACAGAUGAUUGCUGCCGUUGAUAGAGAAUCUGCAGCCACGGGAUCUGUGGACUACGAAAUGAGAGACUUUUGUACCCGAGUCGCAAACGAUAUCAUUGCGACUUGUGCCUUCGGAUUAGAGGUAAAUUCAUUAGACGACCGUGAAAACGAAUUCUACAAAAUGGGUAGCAAAAUGGUAAACUUCCAACGGCCUACUGUGAUGAUGAAAAUAUUCUUGAACAUGCUUUGCCCCAAGCUUGCCGUUAAACUGGGGCUGGAUCUCAUCGACUACGAACAGGGUCAAUACUUCUCGAAAUUGAUCAAAGCAACCAUCGAAGCAAGGGAAACACACGGCACAGUUCGUCCGGACAUCAUCCACCUGUUGAUGCAAGCGAGAAAGGGAAAACUCAAACAAUCAAGCAACGAAGCUGCCGAGGAGAAAGACACUGGAUUCGCUACCGUUGAAGAAUCUCAGAUCGGCAGAGAGCAGAUUGAAGGAAAACUCACCGAAAUUGAGCUUAUUGCCCAGUGUCUUCUUUUUUUCCUAGCUGGAUUUGACACCAUCUCAUCUCUCAUGCAAUUCGUAGCAUACGAGCUAGCCAUCAACCCCGAAGUCCAACAAAAGCUAUACCAAGAAAUAGCCAACGACAACGCAUCAACUCUAACCUACGAAACGCUGCAAAACAGCAAAUACCUAGACAUGGUGGUGUCGGAAGGGUUACGAUUAUGGCCUCCACCGGCUACAGAACGAAUCUGCGUCCGUGAUUACGAGCUAAAACUCGAAAACGGUCACAAUUUCGUCAUCGAAAAAGAUUGUGCUGUGUGGUUCCCGGUAUCUGCGAUACACAAAGACCCCCAAUACUUCCCCAAUCCAAACAAAUUCGACCCGGAACGCUUCAGCCAAACGAACCGGAACAAUAUCAACCGUGAUGCAUAUCAACCGUUUGGAAUCGGUCCCCGGAAUUGCAUCGGAUCGCGCUUUGCCCUGAUGGAGCUGAAAACCAUCAUCUACAAGCUGGUACAGAACUAUCGAAUCGAGCGCUACGAACGUACCCAGGUGCCGAUUCAGCUGGUCAAGGGACUCACCGGAAUCGUAACCGAGAACGGAAUGUAUCUGCGUUUUCGGAAACGAUAACAGCAGUGAACAAAAUCGGUGAUUGGAGAGGGUUCAUUUUAUUAUUAUUUUUGGAAAUGAUCAUUAGUUAAAGAAAGCUUCCAAUUAAAUUGGAAUAAAAAUUCAGUUCAAAUGGAGAAAAAUGUCCAACUCUGUAAAGUUCCCUUUGGCCAUUUUGGCGUUUUUUACCUUUUGAUAACUGAGGCGGAAGCCACCAAAAAAGAUAUAUAAAAAUAACACAAAAAAGUAACAAAAGUUUCCUCAAAACUUUCAAAAAUGUCAUAAAAAAUAUCAUAAAAAUGAUAAAAUAAUAAUAAUUAAAAGAUAUUUCAGCGGGAUUCGAACCCCGAUCGCAACGAUUACAAACCAGACACGCUAGCCAUUAGGCUAAACGACAGCCCCCUUUGUUGGGUUAGAAACUGUUCCUGUUUCUGGAUAUUACAGAUGUUUUUAGCAGUGACGUAGCCGGAUGUGAGAUCUGAAUCGAGGAUUUGAAUUUAAAAUCAGGAUUCAAGAUCAGUUUGAUCAGAAUCCAGGAACCAAACAUGGGACCAUCGACGAGAAUUAAAAACGUCUGAUUAGCGAGCGAGUACUGUACACUGUAAUUUUACACAAAUUCGACUGUAAUCUUUUAAAAAUUACCAGGUAAACAAUUUCAUGUUGCUAGAUAUGUCUUUUUUUUGCAUA